AUGAGUACGCCUAGCGAAAUACUGAGUUUACCACCCGAAGUUCUUGCAACUAUUCCCGCUGGGACUCCACCGGCUGGAGUCCAGGCACUUUCCCCAAAUCCAGCCAGGAGGGGUUGGCUUCUGAUCACUGUCAGCAGCAUUCUGUUCUUCAUGGCAACAACAUGCUUCAUCAUCCGUGUAUAUACGAGGACGGCAAUCCAGCGAAAGGUGGCUCGAAGCGAUUUGGUUACUUCUGGUACCCUUGGCCUGCACGACUGGGAUUAUUCAUUAUUAGAUAUAACUUCUAAGAAAAACUUAGUGCCAUUCUACAUCACUGGCAUCACAAUCAGUCCUGCUUUUGGCCUUGUGAAGCUCUCUAUAUUCGUUAUGUACCUUGAAAUAUUUGCGGGUUUACGCUGGAUGCAAAUCUGCGUUUAUAUUGGUGCAACAUUCUCCUCCGCCUUCUACUUGGCUCUUACGAUCCUCCACUUUUACCUCAUGACACCCUUUGGUAGGGAAACAUUUGCUUCGAGGUUAUUCACACCUCAAUAUGCCAUGUACAUACGUAUAGGUGUACCCACGUCUGUUAUUUCGUUUGGAAUCGACAUUUACCUUUUCAUUUUGCCACUCGUUGCAGUCAGUAAACUGCGUAUUCCAAAAAAGAAAAAGAUCUUUGUGAUGAUAGGAUUUGGCAUAGGAUUACUAGCUUGCAUUGGAUCGCUUCUAAGCCUCAUAUAUCGUGUGAUUAACACUCGGAGUCAUGAUCGUUCAUGGAACGGUCUCGCUGUCGUCCUCGUGAUAUUGGUAGAGUUAUUUUGUGGCAUAAUGAUCGCCUGUUACCCGUCUUUACUCCUUUUUUUCCGCAGACACAGCAAAAAGUUCAGCGAAUUGGGCGCGGUGGUAGCACAUUGGUUGUGUUGCACCAGAUGCAGGAAGUCAAAUACAGUGGCCAAGAAUUCUCAAGAUGCCAGUAAUGUUUCUGAGCCAACGCCGGCUGAGGACAAAAAUCUUUACCCCGAUCUUGAUUUCUUGACCAAACCUGGAGAUAUUGAACGUGGAGAAUUGGAAAAACGGAUGGAAAAUAGAAUUGGACGAGAUGUGAUAGCCGUGUGA
Molecule: messenger RNA, 1092 nt
Organism: Botrytis sinoallii
Lineage: Eukaryota; Fungi; Ascomycota; Leotiomycetes; Helotiales; Sclerotiniaceae
Exons: 5
Coding region: 1-1092 (363 amino acids)
Source: RefSeq, a predicted model, not a curated record